UACGCCCACGCCUCCCCCCCUUUCCACUCACGCACUUUGCGUCUACAUUGUCAUCACCCCCUCUUUCCCCCGAACCAUCCCAACCUACGAUCCAUGUCCACUGUCUCUCGUCAUCUCACGCUUUUUCUCUGUUUUCUAAGUCUCAUACAUUGCACUUUUCCGUGAUGUAACUAUUUGUAAUUUGAUCGUUUGCGGAUCGUUAAAUUGCAGGCAAACCGUUGUGUGUAGCGCAGCGGGUAGAGGGUAGAUGUACUUUUCGUUAGUCAUUUCUUGCCUGCAGAUAACUUGGUUUAGGAUUUUGGGUUCUCUGACUGCGACGGAAUUCGAUUUGUGCGUGACUUGGUUGUGAAGCAAUGGGCCGGAGAGGAUCGUGAUUCUGCAGGUGUGCGAUCGGAUUGUGGGUUGGCUACAUGAAUCGGCGUAGAGACACAAUUGGUGCUCAGCUGCAGUUGUAUGCUGAGACAUAUUGAACUUGGGUAGAAGGAUGGUUGGCCAGGCAAGCCUUUUCGUGGGGUCAAAUCGAGUGGAGAGGGAGCCUGAGGUGACAUGGGAUGCUCAGAUCCGGGCGAACAAGUUGGAGCUCUUCACGAGCAAGUACUACGCAGCAUGUGCGGUGGGCGGCAUGAUCUCCGCUGGCUCUGUUCAUCUUCUCAUCACCCCAUUGGACAUGCUCAAGGUUAAUAUGCAGGCGAAUCCUUUGAAAUACAGAUCUAUAAUGUCGGGGUUCGGCAUUGUUUACCGUGAGCAAGGAAUAGGCGGCAUCUGGAAAGGCUGGAGCAGCAAGCUAUUUGGUUAUGGUGCACAAGGUGCUUGCAAAUUUGGGUUGUAUGAGUAUUUCAAGAAAUUUUACGCUGAUUUGGCAGGUCCAGAGUUCACAAAAGAAAACAAGACUGCAAUAUUCGCCGCAGGUAGUUUGUCGGCGCAGGUCAUCGCAGACGUGGCAUUGAACCCGUUUGAAUCGGUGAAAGUGAAGGUGCAAACGGGUUAUGCCAAGGGUCUAGUUGAUGGGUUUCCUCGCUUGUAUCGUGCUGAGGGAUUAGCAGGGCUGUAUAGAGGACUUCCACUACUAUGGGGACGAAAUAUUCCAUUUUCUGUGCUCAUGUUUUCCACAUUUGAGCACUCUGUUGAUUUUCUCUACAAGAAUGUUCUUCAGAGACCCAAAAACGAUUGUUCCAGAAUUCAACAACUUGGGAUCACGUGUAUGGCUGGAUAUAUGUCUGGAGUGACGGGCACUAUCAUCUCCAACCCGGCUGACAUUUUGAUCACUACUGUCAACAAAAAUAGAAAGCUCAGUAUGGUUCAGGCUGCCAAGCGCAUUGGAGUGACGGGUCUUUUCACGAGAAGCUUGCCAUUGCGAAUCAUGAUUGUAGGGCCUAUGGCCACUGCGCAAUGGCUUUGUUACGACACCCUCAAGGUGUUGGUUGGCUUACCCACCAGUGGAGGAAUUGAGCAAUUUGUUGAAGUUGAUUAGUGCAGCAACCGACGAUAGCACAUUGACUAACGUGGUUGCUCCAGUAAUUUUUCGGGAACACUUUUAUCCUACAAUUGAAGCAUUCCAAUGUUCUAGUUCAAAAAUGUAAAGCUUCACUGAAUAACUUGCAACUCCUCAAACAAGGGUGAGCGACUGGUGUCUACUUCAGAGCAGCCUCACAACUGAAUCUGCACACAUUUAUGUUUGGAGAAGCAAGUCAGCCUCACAUCAACCUGGAAGAAAUCAAGCCGAACGAUUGUAACGAUCUGAGAGGUUUUGAUACUCAAAGCUGAUCGAUUGGCCAUCCAGACGUAAAAACACUCAUUUUGUAAAUUUUAUCGGUUGAAAUUACAGGUUAAGAAAAAUGGCUCAGAGACGUUGCUCCGCUCACAAUUUGGACAGAGUUCUAAUGAACAGUCCUUCAGAGGAAGAAAGUGUAGACAGACUUUGGUCUGUGAUUACGAGACUAUGGCUGUUGCAAUGUUUUCAUAUGGAAAGCGAUGGGUGCUAGCCGAUGGCAGCGAUCUACGCAAUGUAAUUUGUGACCCGUCAGUGGUUUAGUAAAAACACUUAGAAAGGAUUGUCAUUUAUUUUUGGAAAUUAAUGCCACUGUUUUACUGCA
Messenger RNA from Physcomitrium patens, 2093 nucleotides. Its product is annotated as mitochondrial phosphate carrier protein 1, mitochondrial. Gene Ontology annotation, biological process: mitochondrial phosphate ion transmembrane transport. Gene Ontology annotation, molecular function: phosphate transmembrane transporter activity. The record is from RefSeq and is a predicted model, not a curated record. Gene Ontology annotation, cellular component: mitochondrial inner membrane. NCBI's taxonomy places the organism in Eukaryota, Viridiplantae, Streptophyta, Bryopsida, Funariales, Funariaceae.